AUGUCUGACGACGAGGCCGAUCCCGAACUACUGGCCCUCCUGCGACAGUCCCUAGGCCUGGGCGGACAUAACGGGCAUGCCACCGCACCACCGUCGACAGGCGUCCUGGAGUCGGCAGAAUACAUCUACGACAACGCCAUCGACGUGGCCAUCUCCAGCGCCGGCACCAAGAAGGCAGCAGAGCACAUCUACCACCUCAUGCAAUCGAAAAACUACUCGACGGGGACAUGGUCAACGCAUGAACUCCACCCCAAACUCUCCGAGCCGGGCUCGGAGGAGGAAACGGUGGUGAACUUCAUCUUCACCAUGAACUUGCUGAAUUUCUCCUUCUGGUCCGAGUUGCCCGAGGGCGAGAGGUUCGCCGUCGAGUACAAGGGGCGGCGGUGGACGGGAUACUGGUCUCUCAUCGCUGCGCUGCAGAGGGCCUUGGACGAGGGAUAUGCGAUCACGAGCCCGGACUUCUGGCAGGACCGUGAUGCUUGCCCGGACAAUGUCUUGGAACAUAUCUUCCGGUCUGCCACGCAGGAGCCGAUACCUUUGCUGGGAGACCGGAUUGCCAUCCUCCGCGAGGCCGGUGCAAUCCUCUACGAGCACUUUGGCUGCAGGCCAGCGAACAUCAUCCGGCGCGCGGACGGCUCCGCAGCCAGGCUGGUGAAUCUGCUAGUUGAAUACUUCCCCAACUUCCGCGACGUCGCCUCCUUCCAGGGCACCGAAGUCCGUCUGUACAAGCGUGCACAGAUCUUCGUGGCAGAUCUCUGGGCCUGCUUCCAGGGCACAUCCUACGGCUCCUUCUCCGACAUUGACUGCCUGACAAUGUUCGCCGACUACCGCAUCCCGCAAAUGCUCCAAGGCCUGCACUGCUUACUGUACUCUCCGCGGCUGGAGUCGAGGAUCUCCCGACGAGAGAUGCUCUCCGCGGGAGAGGACCUGGAAAUCGAAAUACGGGGCUGCAGCAUCUGGUGCGUCGAGUUGAUCAAAAGGGAGAUUUUGCAAAAGCACCCCGAGGCAAAAGGGAACGUCAAUGCCAUCCUGAUAGAUUUCUUUCUGUACGAUACCUGUAAGGAAAUGGAAAAGGGCGGAGAGAUAGAGGAGUUACUGGCACAUCAUCGGACAAGGUCGAUAUUCUAUUAG
Fonsecaea multimorphosa CBS 102226 is the source of this 1131-nucleotide messenger RNA. RefSeq lists its product as uncharacterized. The transcript has a single exon. NCBI's taxonomy places the organism in Eukaryota, Fungi, Ascomycota, Eurotiomycetes, Chaetothyriales, Herpotrichiellaceae. The record is from RefSeq and is a predicted model, not a curated record. The coding region runs from base 1 to 1131 and encodes 376 amino acids.